AUGUCUAAGACAAGGGAUUCCCUUCUUUUGCUUUUUUUUUAUUUCAGUUGUGCCUCUGGUGGACAGCUGCUGGUUUGGCCCAUGGAAUACAGCCACUGGAUCAAUUUAAAGACAAUAUUGAAUGAACUUGCUCAGAGGGGCCAUGAAGUAACCGUGCUAGCAUCUUCAGCUUCCAUCCUUGUAGAUCCCAAUGAACCAUCUGCCUUCAAAUUUGAGGUUUAUCCUACAUCAUUUACUAAGAAGGAGCUUGAUAUGCACUUUAUGAAAUGGGUCAAGACAUGGACAUAUGAUUUACCAAAGAGUACAUUAUGGGCAUAUGAUUCAAAGAUGCAAAAAAUAUACCACGAAUAUUCUGAUACUGUUCAAAAGCUUUGUGAGGAUGUAGUUUUGAACCAGAAACUUAUGAAGAAACUGCAAAGAUCAAGAUAUGACGUUGUUCUUGGAGAUGCCAUUUCUCCCUGUGCUGAGUUGCUGUCUGAACUACUUAACUUACCUUUGGUCUACAGUCUUCGAUUUACCACUGGCAAAACAUAUGAAAAACUCUGUGGAGGGCUUAUAUUACCUCCUUCCUAUGUACCUGUUAUCAUAUCAGAACUUAGUGACAAAAUGACAUUUAUGGAGAGGGUGACAAACAUGUUGUAUUACCUAUAUUUUGACUAUGCAUUUGAGACUUUCAACAAGAAAAAGUGGGAUAAAUUUUACAGUGAAGUAUUAGGAAGACCCACUACAUUGUGUGAAUUGAUGGGGAAAGCAGAUAUUUGGCUGAUAAGAAACUACUGGGAUUUUGAAUUUCCUCACCCAUUCUUACCAAAUUUUGAAUUUGUUGGAGGCCUCCACUGCAAACCUGCCAAACCCCUGCCUAAGGAUAUUGAAGAAUUUGUCCAGAGCUCUGGAGAAGAUGGCAUCGUAGUAUUUAGUUUGGGGUCAAUGGUUCAAAACCUUACAGAAGAAAGGUCUAACACAAUUGCAUCAGCCCUUGCCCAGAUUCCACAGAAGGUUAUCUGGAGAUUCAAUGGGAAGAAACCUGAGAAGUUGGGAAGCAAUACUCAGCUCCUUAAGUGGAUCCCACAGAAUGAUCUUCUUGGUCAUCCCAAAACCAAAGCUUUUAUCACCCAUGGUGGUGGCAAUGGCAUCUAUGAAGCCAUUUACCAUGGGAUUCCCAUGGUAGGACUCCCCAUGUUUGUUGACCAACCUGAUAAUAUUGCUCACAUGAUGGCCAAGGGAGCAGCUGUUAGAUUGGACUUGAACACAUUGUCAAGUACAGAUUUGUUCAAUGCACUGAGGACUGUCAUUAAUGACCCUUCAUAUAAAGAGAAUGCUAUGAGGUUAUCAAGGAUCCACCAUGAUCAACCUGUAAAGCCCCUGGACCGCGCAGUAUUCUGGAUUGAGUUUGUCAUGCGUCACAAAGGAGCUAAGCACUUGCGGGCAGCAGCCCACGACCUCACCUGGUACCAAUACCACUCUCUGGAUGUGAUUGGGUUCCUGCUGGCCUGUGUGGCAUCAGCUAUAUAUGUCACCACAAGAUGUUGUCUGUUUUGUUGCUGGAAGUUGGCUAAAACAGGAAAGAAGGGGAAGAGGGAGUAGCUGUAUCUGAGACCUGAAGCAGUUAUGCUCCAUAGAUGGAACUCUUCAGUUUAUUCCAAAAGGAGGGAGGUGUGAUUAGGUGCCCAUCCUCUUGUGACAAAAUGACUUCUCAUAAUUUAGCAUCUCAGAUCAAAGUUUUUUUCAAGAGAUUUUCUACCUAUGAGUUAGAAAUAUGUUAGGCCAAGAGAAA
This is a messenger RNA of Phacochoerus africanus (Common warthog), 1774 nucleotides long. Its product is annotated as UDP-glucuronosyltransferase 2B18-like. Gene Ontology annotation, molecular function: UDP-glycosyltransferase activity. Bases 1 to 1584 code for a protein of 527 amino acids. The record is from RefSeq and is a predicted model, not a curated record. The transcript is spliced from 6 exons. NCBI's taxonomy places the organism in Eukaryota, Metazoa, Chordata, Mammalia, Artiodactyla, Suidae.